This is a messenger RNA of Arachis ipaensis, 474 nucleotides long. The record is from RefSeq and is a predicted model, not a curated record. NCBI's taxonomy places the organism in Eukaryota, Viridiplantae, Streptophyta, Magnoliopsida, Fabales, Fabaceae.
AUGGAUCUCUAUGACAGAAUGACUAACCCAAUGCAUCAUCUUAGCAACUUCAAAAGUCGGGUGUACCUAGCCGACGCCUCUAAUACUACUCGUUGUGAAGCCUUCCCGACAACUCUGACCAAAGCUGCGAUAAAGUGGUUCAAUAACUUACCUCCCAGGUUGGUAACUUGUUUUGAUGACCUGGCAAGAAAGUUUCUUACUAGAUUCUUAAUUCAGAAGGAUAAGGUGAAGCAUGCCCCAAGUUUGGUAGAAGUUAAACAAGAAAUUGAUGAGACACUCCAAGAUUACAUGGAAAGGUUUAACAAAGCAUGCUUGGAAAUACAAAACUUACCUACUAAUGCAGUGACAAUAGGAUUUGUUAAUGGCCUUAAAGAAGGGCCGUUCUCUCAAACCAUAUCCAAGCGACACCCAACUUUCUUGUACGAAGUACAAGAACGGAUAGAGAAGUACAUCAACAUGGAGGAGAAUUCAUGA